AUUCUUUUCCUAUUUUCCAAUACGCUAGGGGAAAGUAUGUGGCUAAGCAAAAGAAGAUUUCGCUGUUGUUGAAUGAUCUACAAACCAUCAUGGGAGACUUUUUAUCUAGUCAGCCUGUUCUGGUGGCUGGAAAUGAUGUGAAAUUUGCUUAUAAGCUUGCAAGGGAAUCAAUACUUGCUAAGGUCACUCCUCAUGAAGAUCCUCGCCAAGCAAAAGCAACUAGGAAAGAGGAGUGUGCUAUCUGUUUCAACGACAUCUAUGCUGAGCGCAUGUUUUCUGUUGACAAAUGCCGUCACCGCUUUUGCUUUCAAUGUGUGAAACAACAUGUAGAGGUGAAGCUGCUUCACGGAUUGGUUCCGAAAUGUCCCCACGGUGGCUGCAAGACUGAGCUGGUUAUCGAUGCCUGUGGCAAGCUUUUGACUCCAAAACUGAGUCAAAUGUGGCAACAAAGAAUCAAAGAGAUUGCAGUACCUGUCACAGAGAGGGUUUACUGCCCUUACCCGAGGUGCUCGGCUUUGAUGUCCAAAACCAAGAUUGCUGAAACUGCCAAGAGCUUACUGUCUGUUUAUCCCAAAUCUGGAGUUAGGAGAUGUGUCGAAUGUCGUGGCCUCUUCUGUGUAGACUGUAAAGUUCCGUGGCAUGGAAAUCUAUCCUGCACCGAGUAUAAGAAAUUGUAUCCUAACCCUCCAGCAGAUGAUGUGAAGCUAAAGUCUCUUGCUAAUAAUAAGAUGUGGCGCCAAUGUGGCAAGUGCCAACACAUGAUUGAACUGACACAAGGGUGCAAUCACAUAACUUGCAGAUGUGGGCAUGAGUUUUGUUACAAUUGCGGAGGUGGAUGGAACAAGAAAACGGAGACUUGUGUAAAACGCUGCCCAACCUGGGAUGAAGCAUACAUCAUCACACGUCAAGAUCCAGUGCGUGCCAAUGUGGCUCCUAACAACUACUUUGAUGAUGUCAUCACACGUCAAGAUCCAGUGCGUGCCAAUCUGGCUCCUAACAACUACUUUGAUGAUGAUGACGAGGAUGAGGAUGAUGAUGAUGAGGAUGAUUACGACUAUGAUGACUUCCUCCUUCAUUUUGGGCAUGCAAUGAAUGAUCCUAAACCUGAUGAGCCCUUCGACCCCUUCUUUGACUUGCCAGAUGGUGUGAUCUUUACCCCCGAUAUGCUGUCUCCCAAGAGUCGUCGCCAAUUGUACCAGUCGGAUGAUGAUGAUUCAGAUGAUAAUGCUCCUGCAAAUGAGUUUGGGGAAUACUAUACCCGUAAUGAUCUGGAAGCACAGAGUGCUAAUGCGAUGAAUGAUCCUAAGCCUGAAGAGCCCUUCGACCCCUUCUUCGACUUGCCAGAUGGUGUGAUCUUUAACCCCGAUAUGCUGUCUCCCAAGAGUCGUCGCCAAUUGUACCAGACGGAUGAUGAUGAUUCAGAUGAUAAUGCUCCUGCAAAUGAGUUUGGGGAAUACUAUACCCGUAAUGAUCUGGAAGCACAGAGUGCUAAUGCGAUGAAUGAUCCUAAGCCUGAAGAGCCCUUCGACCCCUUCUUCGACUUGCCAGAUGGUGUGAUCUUUAACCCCGAUAUGCUGUCUCCCAAGAGUCGUCGCCAAUUGUACCAGACGGAUGAUGAUGAUGCAGAUGAUAAUGCUCCUGCAAAUGAGUUUGGGGAAUACUAUACCCGUAAUAAUCUGGAAGCACUCUGUGCUAAUGCAGAUGAAGAUGACGAAUACUUUGGAAAGUAUGGAAGGUACACUGGAGGACUACACGAACCCUUUCCAUCCUGACUAUCCUCAUUUCUGAGAUUUGGUUUGGCACCAAAGUUGGUAUCUUUUGCUUUUGUAUUUUCCACGUCCAAACUCUUUCCUAUGCUCUCUCUCUCUCUUUAAUCUUUUUUUGAGGUUCAUGCUUUUAUGACUUUUUGUGCUGUAUGACGGAUGUAUGAGUUUGGGUAAUCUUUGAAUUUGUAGACAACUUGGGUUUAAAGUUAGGGCAAUGUUUUCGUUUUACGUCUUUUUCGUAAGUUGUUUGUUGACUUGCUCAUCUUUUUGUUUCCCUUCAAUGAGAUUUGAUAGCGAACUGAAUUACACGCUGUACCACCUUACGGGAACAAAGAUCAUUUCAUCAAAUUUGAGCAAAAUGUAUUAUAAUUUCAAUGAUAGACUCCAAAAAAUUUCUAACUGGUUCUCGGGAUUUAUGCCUAACUCAUCGACGAAAUUAGUGUAUUUAAACAUUACUUAAUAACAAAUAUGUUAUCAGUUUGCCAAAAAAAAAAAAAAAUUA
Molecule: messenger RNA, 2268 nt
Organism: Camelina sativa (false flax)
Lineage: Eukaryota; Viridiplantae; Streptophyta; Magnoliopsida; Brassicales; Brassicaceae
Source: RefSeq, a predicted model, not a curated record